Carya illinoinensis is the source of this 2256-nucleotide messenger RNA. RefSeq names its product transcription termination factor MTERF5, chloroplastic-like. Lineage: Eukaryota; Viridiplantae; Streptophyta; Magnoliopsida; Fagales; Juglandaceae. Gene Ontology annotation, molecular function: double-stranded DNA binding. The coding region runs from base 282 to 1673 and encodes 463 amino acids. Gene Ontology annotation, biological process: regulation of DNA-templated transcription. The record is from RefSeq and is a predicted model, not a curated record. The transcript has 5 exons.
UGUAUUUGUUUUGACCAUCUGGAUAACAAAAGCAGGUUUUUCCUCUACUAUUUGCUUUAUACGCUAAAAGAGAUGAGAGCAUUCUGUCCAGUCCGCUCUGUCGAGCACCUCUCAUGUCUAUCUAAAGGGCUUUUCACUACCUCAAGCAUUUGAGGAUGAGCCAUAACGGUUACUUGGUGCUGAUUAGCGGUGAUGAAGUAGUGCAAUGGUGGUGUCGUGUGAGGAAAACCAAAGAUGUUAUACUGCUAGAGAUGAAGUGUUGCAUGAACUUCUGUUAACACAUGUAUAGGAGGAUUCGACUUCCAUUUCCUGCAAAACACUUCUCCUGCAAAGCAAAGUUCGCUGAUUCUGGGGUAGAUGGAUUGUUCAGCUUGAAAGUGGUGCCUCCAACCUUGUUAGCAGCAGAAAAAGAAGAAGCCAAGGCUGUUUUGACCCUGUUCUUAAAGAAACAAGGAUUGAGCAAUGCAGUUGCAGCAAGAACCAUCAACAAGUCAGACCUUUUCAUCGAUCACCUAGUCUCAAGGCUUCAUUCUGUUCAUAAAUCUCGAUAUCUAGUAGGACGUGAGCUUACAACUCUUGAGAUCAGGGACGCUCUUAUUCCAUUCCUUGAAGCCCUUCUUGAAGAGCAUGGGAACUUCAUGGUAGAUGUAGUGGAAAACUUUCCACACCCACCUGUUAAAGAAAAAACAGUUGUGCCAGUUUCUCAACCCAAUCUGACCCUUGACACUAAGAAGCUAAAGGCCAUCUCUCGAGUGAGUGAGAUAGACCAAGCCGGGAAGCUUCGCCCUCAUGUUCUCUAUCUCAUAGAGCUUGGUAUGGAUCUUGAGCAGAUCAAGGGAAUUACACAAAGAUUCCCAGCUUUUGCCUACUAUAGCUUGGAGGGAAAAAUCAAACCAGUGGUUGAGUUUCUUCUUGAGCUUGGGGUACCAAAAUCAGAUAUUCCCACCAUCCUCAACAAAAGGCCUCAGUUGUGUGGAAUCAGUCUCUCCGAAAACCUUAUACCCACUAUGACGUUCUUGGAAAAUUUGGGUGUGGACAAGAAACAAUGGGCAAAAGUGAUAUAUCGCUUUCCAGCACUUCUCACUUAUAGCAAGCAGAAGGUGGAGACCACUGUAGAAUUUUUUUACGAGAUGGGCCUCUCAGCAGAGAGAAUUGGUAAGAUUCUGACACGCGGCCCACACAUUAUUGGUUACAGUGUGGAGGAGAAGUUACGGCCAACUGCUGAGUACUUCCAUUCUUUGGGGGUUGAUGUUCCUGUUCUUCUCUAUCGUUGUCCACAGACUUUUGGUCUUAGCAUAGAGGCCCAUUUGAAGCCAGUGACAGAAUUCUUUUUGGAGAGGGGAUACAGUAUCAAGGAAAUUGGGACCAUGAUCUCAAGAUAUGGAGCGUUGUAUACUUUUAGCUUGCCACGGAAUUUGAUACCGAAAUGGGAGUACUUUUUGACCAUGGAUUAUUCCAGAUCAGAUCUAGUGAAAUUCCCUCAAUAUUUUGGUUAUAGUUUGGAAGAAAGGAUUAAACCGAGGUAUGCACAGGUGAAGGAGUUGGGGGUUUCAAUGCUGCUGAACCAGGUGUUAUCGCUGUCGGGUAGUGACUUUGAGAAGACUUUGAAAAAGAAAGUGAAGAAAAUGUUCCCUGACAAGGAUACGAGUUGUAGCAGCAAUGACGUUUGUUGAGGCCGGGUACAAGAAGGUUUGAGGUUUGUAUGCAGAUUUAUAACUGUACAUGGUACACUAUUAAAGCAUCGUUGUGGGGUGCAAUUGCCAGCUCAGAAACAAAUAUUGGUGUCGUUGAGUGAGCAUAAGAAUUAUUGCACUGUAUUGGAAAAUUUUGAUCAUGUAGACAAAUCUACAGCUGCAUUUGCAAGCUAUGGCCAUGUCAGUGCUGUUGUGAGGCUUAAUCAAGUUUCUUACAUUUUGGUGCAUGAUGCUACAUGCAAGAAAGGGAAUGAAGAUCCAUCUACCAUCCCCGGUCAUCUCAAUCCCCCGCAGCCCCCACUCCUGGCGGGUGAAGGACUACCUGCUUGGUGGUGCUAUAUAUUCUCUGAUGAUGAGACAAUAGGAAAGUAUAGAAGCAUAAUGGUUGUUUUAUUGAAAUAGUAUUCCAUCUGAUUCAAUUCGAGUAUAGCUUCCCAAGGGUGUAGCCUAAUUCUGCGUCUCUAGUCUUGUAUUGCUAACAUGACCUUUUGUUACUUCGGAACAAACAAAUUAGGGAAACUUACAUGUUACUCUCUGAAUUAUAAGUUUUUUUUUUUUUUUA